CACCCGUGCCAGUCCUCUUCUCCUCGUUCUGGAUCCUCUCAUAGUCGUGCCAGUCUAUCUUCCCCUCAAUAAUAACCUUCGAAAGCGACAUAAGUAGUGUCAUAGGCAUGCUUUGCCAUAGAAAAACAAAACAUCAAUGAACAGUUAAAUACACACCUCGUGUUCGAGAGGAGACUGUAUAGCAUCAGCAGCCAGCUUGCCAUUCUCCCUCAGAAAACGAGCCCUUGCUGCGGGCGAGUCGUGGACGAUGAUCCUGGGCCCUCGGAGGAAGCGAAAGAUGAGCGUCGUGAGGAAGACGGUGAAGGCCGCCAGCACGAGGAACUUAAACCAGCUGAUGAGAUUGCGCUUCAUUGUCUCUGCAUCGCGCGCACGACAUUCAGAAGCUGCCGAAGGUGUUUUUCUCACUUCACCGACGCCUGUUAUUAGGUAGGUAUAACCUUGUCCGCAGCCGCCGCGGCGCGAGUAUAGUGUGUGUGUAGUACUAGUAAUUGCAGUGUACAAUGUGUGGAUAUCUGUGUAUAGCCAACGAAUGGAUGCGGGUAUAUAAGUGGAAUAAGUAUAUAGAAAGAGAAGAGAAAAACAGGUGAUCCCGCACCGGUAGCGUAGCAGAUAGUAUAUAUUAAAUUAAGGCAUCUGACGUGGCACCGGCUGAUCGAAAGCUGCGAGCGAUAUCACGACUCUGAAAUAACGGAGCAGAGGGAGUUGGAAAUGCGAUAUUGAUAAGCGUAGAUUGAGCUGGUUAUUGUUUGGGAAACGAAUGCAUUUCGCGUGUUUACCUAUUAGGGUACGAAUGUAUUGAUUCGUGGGAGAUACUGCAGAGGCGGUAUUGUAUAUAAGAUCGAAAGCUUUUUAGCUAUUGAAUUUAUUUGGCGCGCAAAGCUAUUGCAAGCUUGCAGAUUUAAAUUAUAAAAUUAUAAGAAAAUACAUGUUUUGAAAUCAACGGAUUUAUUGAUUAGAUAGGCUGAUUCAUUGUUUUCGCUUAAUGUUACUGAAAUUUAUAAAGAUAUAAGUUAAAAGUAGAACACACUAUACUUGUCGCGAUAAAGAAACAUAAUACUGAUGAAGAUCAAUGCUACACACCUAUACGGAUAUCUAUAUAAUAAUAAAGAUUCAAGAAUGAAACUGUGGAAUCAUUUUUAUACUAUUUAAUUAUUUUAGCAAUAUUUUAGCAAAGGAUCUCGUAAUGUAAUUUCUACAUGCAUACAAGAUAUAAAUCCGAUUGAUUUUCAGAAAAAAAAAAAAAAUAGCCACGCAGUAUAUGCGCGUUUAUACAGUAUAUACAAGUGCCGGCGAAAGUUGUCGCGCGUCUUGUAUACUUCAUGAUCAAGAACAUUAAAAAUGAUCCUAUAUAUGUCAUGACAAUUUCAGUUAUAUAAAUUAUAGGUGCGUAUUCCAUAAAAGUGCUCCUAAAAACUCGUCAACCCCAAGAUGCGUACAAGUAUCGCGUAUAUCGCGUUCAGGUCGUUACAGCUGUCGUGUAUUGUUUACGCUUUGCUUUUGUCUAUAACGUAACCGCUGAUGAGUUUGGAUCACAACUAUUUCAAAAAUCCAACAAGAAAAUGCUGGCUGAAGCAGGUGAAGUGAUUAUUGCGGAAGAAAAAAUUUGCACGUGUAUUGUCUGCCUGCAAAAUAAGAUUCCUGCUGGCCAAAUAUUAACAGAUAAUGCAGAGCGAAAAUGGAAACUAGGAAAUUUUUUAAGCAGGGGUGGUUUUGGAAGUGUUUAUCUGGUUUCGAGAGAUGUCCUUGGCGCAGAGGAGAAGUACGUUGUCAAACUCGCAGCAUAUAAAGAUAGUACUCUUUACAGGGAGAUCGACUUCUACAGAUCCGCUGCACGAUUCAAAAUGAUAGCUGAUUAUUGCAAGGAAAACAAACUGAAUGACCUGGGUAUACCUUGCUACGUAGGAUCUGGGAUCCACGUGUAUCGGGACCAUUUCUAUCGAUUUUUAAUAUUGCCGAGAUACGAUACGGACAUAUUCGGUUUGCAUCAGAUACUAUCAAUGGAUUUCGUCAAUAGUUUAGUCGUACAAAUGUUGUACGCGCUGGAAUAUAUUCACGCCAAGGGAUUCUCGCACAACGACGUAAAGGCUAAAAACAUUGUCUUAAGAAGUCAGAAGCACCGAGAACUUGGAAAAAAUCAAGCGAUGAUAAUCGACUUCGGCCUGGUGUCUAAAUUUCGAACGAGUCAAGGAUUACACAAACCCUAUUUAAGCGACAGAAAAAGGGCACAUCGCGGAACAUUACUUUUUACUUCCUGUGAUUCUCAUCAAGGCGCAUACUCGAGACGUGGAGAUUUGGAAUCCUUGGGUUACAAUUUGAUCACAUGGCUUGGUGGACAAUUACCGUGGUCUAGUCUAAUUCAACAGCCGUUUCUUAAUUUCAUGCACCUUGCCAUCAAAAAGGAACAAUACUUGAAAAAUCUUGACUUAUUCUUUCGGGAAUGUUUUCAGGAUAAAGAGCCACCUAAAAACUUAACAACAUUCAUGGAAUACUGCAUUAAUCUUCGUUUCAACUCGAAACCGGAUUACACGUACUUGCGAAGUCUUUUUCGAAAAGACACGAAUUUAGAGCAUAUAUUUGGGUGUGGUCGACUGUCGCAUGCCAAUGUAAAUUACGUAUCGAUUGAGACCAACACGAAGUCGUACAACUUGAGGAAAAGGAGAGGAAAAGAGAACAAAGAAGAAACAAAGAAAGAAAACAACGACGAUUUUGAUUGGCAAAGCGUAAUUGCUAGUCACCCUGAGAAGUUAGCGAAAAUUCGUACUCGUCCAGCUUUAUCGCCAGUAGCUGCAGCCCACUUACCGUCAACGCCGACAAUUAAACAGAUUCGAGCUUGAACAAAUUUUUAAAGCUCUUAAAUAAUAAAACAACUUAAUUUUAAUGCGAAGCGAGUGGUUCUUGCUUCUAAAAGUAGCAUAGGAUCGUGAUAUUUUAUAUAAUCAGAACAUGUGCUUACUGCGUAAGAAUACGUGCUUUAUGUCUAUAGAUGAACUAAAAGUUUUAUUUUUUAUUGGAUAUGUUGUACCGUGUAACGGAGUUAAAAAGUUUAUUUUUAAGUAAUCUGAAUUGAGUGGUCUGCAAAUGUAAUGUCUAAAUCAAUGUAAAAUAUUUAUAUAGAAAGAAAUAUCGAAUUCUCAAAGAAAAUAUAAUAAAUGCAUAAUUAAAUGCAAAA
This is a messenger RNA of Nasonia vitripennis (jewel wasp), 3169 nucleotides long. RefSeq names its product serine/threonine-protein kinase VRK1-like. Bases 1560 to 2834 code for a protein of 424 amino acids. Gene Ontology annotation, cellular component: nucleus; cytoplasm. Lineage: Eukaryota; Metazoa; Arthropoda; Insecta; Hymenoptera; Pteromalidae. The transcript has 8 exons. Gene Ontology annotation, molecular function: protein serine/threonine kinase activity; ATP binding. Gene Ontology annotation, biological process: peptidyl-serine phosphorylation; signal transduction. The record is from RefSeq and is a predicted model, not a curated record.